Molecule: messenger RNA, 570 nt
Organism: Tupaia belangeri chinensis (Chinese tree shrew)
Lineage: Eukaryota; Metazoa; Chordata; Mammalia; Scandentia; Tupaiidae
Gene: BLOC1S1
Product: biogenesis of lysosomal organelles complex 1 subunit 1
Exons: 4
Coding region: 105-482 (125 amino acids)
Biological process (GO): endosomal transport
Cellular component (GO): BLOC-1 complex
Source: RefSeq, a predicted model, not a curated record
GACACUGUGGUCACGUGACGCCGGCAGGGCGGGAGGCGAGGUGCGCGUUCCAGCUCCGGGAGCGGAGGGGGCCCGGCGUACCCAGCCCCCAGCCCGACGCGACCAUGCUGUCCCGCCUGCUGAAAGAACACCAGGCCAAGCAGAACGAACGCAAGGAGCUGCAGGAAAAGAGGAGGCGAGAGGCUAUCACUGCGGCGACCUGCCUGACAGAAGCGUUGGUGGAUCACCUCAAUGUGGGUGUGGCCCAGGCCUACAUGAACCAGAGAAAGCUGGACCAUGAGGUGAAGACCCUACAGGUCCAGGCUGCCCAAUUUGCCAAGCAGACAGGCCAAUGGAUCGGGAUGGUGGAGAACUUCAACCAGGCACUCAAGGAAAUCGGGGAUGUGGAGAACUGGGCUCGGAGCAUCGAGCUGGACAUGCGCACCAUUGCCACUGCACUGGAAUAUGUCUACAAAGGGCAGCUGCAGUCUGCCCCCUCCUGACUCUCUUCCCCUCUCCCCGCCCUUACCCCCACCUCACCCAGCCAGGAGGCUGACAGGCCAUGAAUAAAAUACAAACUCCAUUACUAUA